Zingiber officinale is the source of this 3060-nucleotide messenger RNA. RefSeq lists its product as uncharacterized. Lineage: Eukaryota; Viridiplantae; Streptophyta; Magnoliopsida; Zingiberales; Zingiberaceae. The transcript has 13 exons. Gene Ontology annotation, molecular function: protein binding. The record is from RefSeq and is a predicted model, not a curated record. The coding region runs from base 190 to 2682 and encodes 830 amino acids.
CUUUCUUCCCUAAUCCGAUUCAAAGCCCUACCCUCCCUCAGCAUACCCUUUCCGGCACUCGAAGCCCUGCCCGUCGCCGACGGAGAUCGCACCGAUGGUUCCCAUUUUCGCAGAAGGUGACGGGGUAGUUGCCGCGAUCGACUGAAUUCCUUCGAUCUGAGCCUCCUCCUCUGACGCUGUCCGUUGAAGAUGGCCAUGGUCCCGCCGCCAUCCGUGCAGCCAUCUAGGCAGCCGCCGCCUCCUCCUUCCCCGGCGCUCCUCCAGCCCCAGCCGCCGCCCGAUAGUGAUCGGAGCAGCGGAGAGCUUAGGGCCAUGGACUGCAAUCUCGUCUCCCUCUGUGACCAUAUCCAGAUGGAGGGAUUUCACUCGGGCGCGUUCUCCGAUGUGGUGGUGCAGGCGAUGGGCUCCACCUACCGCCUCCAUCGCCUCAUUCUUUCUCGCAGCUCGUAUUUCAGGAAUAUGCUUCAUGGUCCUUGGAAGGAAGCUGGUGCACCUACACUAGUGUUGAACAUUGAUGAUUCUAAUGUUAAUUCAGAGGCAAUUGCGGUGGCUUUAGCGUACCUCUAUGGGCACCAUCCCAAACUCAAUAACACCAAUGCUUCUCGUGUUCUAGCGGCUGCUUCUUUUCUAGACCUUCAGGAUCUUUGUGCUAUUUGCACUGAUUUUAUCAUAUCUGAACUUUCCACUUCAAAUUUUUUAUCCUAUCAGGUGUUUGCUGAAAGCCACGACUAUGGCUUACAUGGUGAGCGAGUUAGUAAUGCAUGCUGGGGAUAUCUUUGUCAAAGUGCAACCAAGGAAUUGAUAGAGGUGUUGCCAAAACUUUCUUCACAAACUCUGCAUGCAUUGCUUACCUCCGAUGAACUAUGGAUACCAAAUGAAGAGAAACGGUUUGAACUCGCACUAUACACACUACUAGCAAAAAGUGCCAUAUCCGAGGCAGAGAAUUCUGCACAAAUAAGCUCUAGUACAGAGGCUGGUGUUACAGGUACAACUAGGCACAAGCUUAUGAACUCUAUUGAUAAUAACUGCAGUGAACAGCUAAUGGAGCCUGAUUUACAACGAUUGGGCAUACAAGCACAUUUAGAAGGACAAAAAACUGCACAUAAUAUAUUGGUCGAGCUGGCUGAUUAUGUAGUGGACUUCCAUGCAAGUUCUUCAAAACCAUUACACGAAGGAACUUCUAGUCCAGUGCAAAAUUCAAGGAAUGGUAUUGAAACUGCUAGAAAUGAGGCUGCCAUGGAAGGACCAUCUGGAGAAAGCCCUUGUUCCAAUUUAAACAAUAAUGUCUGGCUUGCUAGGGAACAAUCAAGAGAGUCUCUAAUCAGCCUAACCACAAGUGAAACAGCUCGGAAUGAUUGGGGAAGGUCCAAUGUGCCAAUAUGGGGUGGUAGAAUAGUAGGUCGGAGACAAGCCACAAGUGCUGAUGGUAGCUCAUCUCUAAGGGACGAGGAGUUUGAUGCUUUCAUGAAAAUAUUUGAAGGGGGCUCUCUUCUUUACUGCAACAUGACCUUUGAGGCACUUUUAAAUGUCCGAAAGCAACUAGAAGAGUUGGGUUUUCCCUGUAAAGCUGUAAAUGAUGGCCUUUGGCUGCAAAUGCUUCUGUGUCACAGGGUUCAAGCAAUUGGAGCUGAUACCUGCAAAAGUUGUUGCUUGCCAAACAGUUCAUGUGCUUGUAGACAGGCUUAUGGAUAUUCACAUGGAGGUAAUCCAGGUGGCUAUUAUAGACAAGAACAUGACAGGAGAAAUUCUAGUAGGAGCGGGAAUAUAUACCUUUCAGAUGUCCAGGGUGAGGGAAGUGGUCUGUUUGGUCCUGUUCGGGUUCAUGUAAGGGGAACAAUUGAUGGACUUGCAGGCAUUGGGCGUGGAACUUCGUAUGAGCCUGGUACAGCUUGGCCCCCUACACGAUAUGUUUAUUCUCGUGUUCCAACAGCUCUAGGCACUAGGAAUUCUCAGCAGGGACUUGCUCAUGAUGAACCAGAAGCACGGGUUGAUCUUAAUGAUGUACCAAAUGAUGGCUUAACAGCUUUGGUUGGCCUUGUGCAAGGAAACACUCUUGUUCAUGUUGCAGAGCAAAGAGGAAGAGUGUAUGAAGUAGACGUCCAGAACACAUUUUCUGGUGGUGUUUCUCACCCUGGAGCAUCUGAUAUUUCAUCUCAAAUGUUGGACUCACAGGAUCAUUCCAUUGGCCUUGAGUGGGAAGGUUGUGAGGGUUCAUCAAUAUCAUUAGAUCUUAAAACUCCACUACGUCAUUUUCCUCCAUUUCGAUUUGGGGUGGAGUUUGAAGAUGUUGACAGACUUGAGGAUGGUCAAGUGAAGCACUCCCCUGAAGUAUUUUAUGCAGGAUCACUAUGGAAGGUAAGUGUCCAAGCUUUCAAUGACGAGGAUCCUCAAGGACGCCGCACCCUUGGUUUGUUUCUGCAUCGACGGAAGGCCGAGCUGACAGAUUCUCUUAGAAAGGUGCACGCGUAUGUUGACUCUCGUGAAAAAGUCACUGCCCGAUAUCAGUUAAUAUGCCCUUCGAAGCGAGAGGUGAUGGUAUAUGGAAGUUUUAAGCAAGCGGGAACUUUGUUACCCAAAGCUCCAAAAGGAUGGGGUUGGCGCACUGCUUUGCUAUUCGACGAGCUCAGUGACCUUCUGCAAGCCGGAACUCUGCGAGUCACUGCAGUAGUGCAGCUAGUUUGAGGUUCAGUGUCAGAAACUUCUCAUUUUUUUCUGCUGUUUUUUACAAUAAAUCAAUGCCGAGUUUAUAAAGGUUCUACAACAGAAGACAUUCAUGCUCCUAUCAGUGACCUGUUAUACUUUGAUUAGUUCGCAUUUGUAUAUACCAUCCGAAACUCAUGUUUCUCUAAUGGGUAAGCUUCUCAUCGGUGUAGAAAUUUCGUUUGGCUCUGACAUAAAGAAGUUUGGUCUGAGUCGCAAUCUACAGUACCGCCCAUAAAUUGUUGGAUAGAAUUUUUGUUUUUCUGUAAUUCUCGUUGUUAUUUAUAGUCUAUAAUUUCAGAUUGUUGUACAAAAGACUUGGGUUUUGUUUGGAUAAUGUCAUGUUCGAUUUCCACGAUA